Molecule: messenger RNA, 644 nt
Organism: Drosophila willistoni
Lineage: Eukaryota; Metazoa; Arthropoda; Insecta; Diptera; Drosophilidae
Gene: RpS16
Product: 40S ribosomal protein S16
Exons: 5
Coding region: 69-515 (148 amino acids)
Biological process (GO): maturation of SSU-rRNA from tricistronic rRNA transcript (SSU-rRNA, 5.8S rRNA, LSU-rRNA); translation
Cellular component (GO): cytosolic small ribosomal subunit; ribosome
Molecular function (GO): RNA binding; structural constituent of ribosome
Source: RefSeq, a predicted model, not a curated record
AAAAUUCGGUCACACUAGCUGUCAAACGGCCAACUUCCGCUCUUUUUCUACCCAACUCGCGGAGCAAAAUGCAGCAAAAGCGCAGAGAACCCGUGCAGGCUGUCCAAGUCUUUGGCCGUAAGAAAACCGCCACUGCAGUCGCUUACUGCAAGCGUGGCAGCGGUCUACUGAAGGUCAAUGGACGUCCCUUGGAACAAAUUGAACCCAAAGUUUUGCAAUACAAAUUGCAGGAGCCACUUUUGUUGCUCGGCAAGGAGAAAUUCGCCGGUGUGGACAUCCGUGUGCGCGUCAAUGGUGGUGGUCAUGUAGCCCAGAUCUAUGCCAUCCGUCAGGCAAUUUCCAAGGCCCUUGUAGCCUUCUACCAGAAGUAUGUCGAUGAGGCCUCCAAGAAGGAAAUCAAAGACAUCUUGGUCCAAUACGACAGAACUCUGCUGGUUGGUGAUCCACGUCGCUGCGAACCCAAGAAGUUUGGCGGUCCAGGUGCCCGUGCCCGUUACCAGAAGUCGUACCGUUAAACUGUUCGAUCUGUUUUCAAAUCUGGAUUUAAGAGAUAUUUUAUACAAUUUGAAAAUGAUUUUUUUACGCUUACCCUCCCCAGCAAUUGUCUGGGGGUGUGCGUGAAUAAAACGGAAUAAUUAACUGUA